CCUGUUCCUAAAACUCGGGCAAAGCCGCUCGCAGCUCAAAGGCCGAGUCCAAAAUCAGAUAGCAGCCGAUAACGUCACACUCGAUCGUCCUCGGUUUUGCACUCAUCUUCAACAUCACCUGCUCGUUCGACUUUAUAAAGGCACAAAUACAACGACUGUUUCAGCUAGUUUCUUUUAUAUCCAGGUUUAGUAGUAUCUCAACCAUGUCUCGACCAGUGGCUAUCCCGCAGAUUGGCACUCGCCUCAAGAUACAGCUCAAGCUGUCAAUUACUCGUCUUCGGCAUAUACAGCAAAAGGACACCGCUCUUGCAAAGCAGCAGCGUCGUGAUAUAGCACAACUUCUCUCGAGCGAAAAGACAGAGUCUGCGAAAAUCAGAGUCGAGAAUGUGAUCCGUCAGGAGAUCAACGUGGAGCUUCUCGAGAUCCUCGAACUCUACUGUGAACUCCUGCUUGCUCGGAUAGGACUCAUCGACCAGCGCCGCGACUGCGACCCCGGCCUAGAGGAAGCCGUCAAGUCAAUCAUCUACGCCGCAGGCCGAACAGAAGUCAAGGAGCUGCAACAGGCGCGCGACAUACUGAUAGCCCGAUACGGCAAGGAAUUCGCACGCGAUGCGCUCGAGAACUCGUCGUCGGUCGUCAGUCCGCGCGUGUACAAGAAGCUGGUGAUUGAGCCACCGAGCGAAGAACUGGUCAAGCUAUAUCUCGAGGAAAUCGCGCGCACGUACAAGAUCCCUUGGAGCGGACUGAGCGAGGAAGAGCGCAAGAAGUUUCUGCCAUCGGAAGACGACGCUGCUGAUGACGACAACGACUCGCCCAGCGGCGGCGUGCCGGAGACGGCUGAGCAGCUGCAACUACCGAGCGUGGGCACGGCACCGAUCAGGGUCGCGCCGAUCUCUGCCAGUCCGGAGAAUCCGAAACCGGCGGUGACGUAUCAGGGAAAGAAUGUCAAUAAAGCACUCGCGGCACCGAAGAAGGAUGCGGUGCCUGAUUUGGAUGAGCUGUCGAGACGGUUUGCGGCGCUGAAACGCUGAGGAGAUGAAGAGUUUUGGAUUACAGAGACUAGUUUUAUCACAAUGCGCUAGUUGUAUUGUCAUAUAUACAUAGUCUAAAAUCAAC
Molecule: messenger RNA, 1116 nt
Organism: Myxozyma melibiosi
Lineage: Eukaryota; Fungi; Ascomycota; Lipomycetes; Lipomycetales; Lipomycetaceae
Product: regulator of Vps4 activity in the MVB pathway-domain-containing protein
Exons: 4
Coding region: 204-1031 (275 amino acids)
Biological process (GO): protein transport
Source: RefSeq, a predicted model, not a curated record